CUUCUUCUGACGUGAUGCAAAUCGUAGCUUAGAUCCAUCAAGUCACUUUUUGUUGCAGCAUCGUAUCCCAUACCAUCCAUUAAACGCCAUCGCAACCAUCAUUACCAACAUUCACACUGCAUCUAUACGCAAACGAGGACACCAGCAUGAUUACACCUUUACCGGUCUCAUCCUUGGAAAGGUGACGAUUGUCGAUUGCGACAACGUACGAUUCUUGCAACUUGAAACUCAACCUCGUCGUCGACAUUGCCCACGGGCUCAGACGCCGCCAUGUCUCAGCAACCGGUCAUUACGUUGUCCGAUCACCUCGAAAAGCAGAAUGGCGCUACGUUUAAGAAGCUAUACCAGCAGCCGGCUACGGCUUUCGCCAUCUUCCGCCGAAUGCUACCACCAUUAGCCAAAACAUUUGUCAUGUCGCUUCUAUAUAUGCCGCAGCCGCUACCGCUUACUGCUCUGGAUUCUUGGGUGAAGCCCGAAGCGAAGAAGAACAAGGACCAGGCGCUUUCCAUCCUACGCUCUAUGCACAUUACUACCAUCACGCCGGUUACCAAAGAGAAGCCGGUACAGGAAAUGUCGUUGACGCCAAACUUCAAAAAGUCCCUACGGUUGGCCCUUGAGGGCGGAGGCUCUCACAACUCUUUCGGCGUCCCAUCAAGUCUUCCGAUACCACCACAAGUCGAUGUUGCAUUUUUGGAUAAGUGGGCACGGUCAAGAUGGGAUGCCAUUUUACAUUAUGUGGUCAACAGCGUGGAAGAGACGGAUUCAAUGGAACCAAGUAAGAAGUACAACUUUGGGGGCUCUAAACUUCAGGAUACGGUCAAAACUCUGCUGGUGCAGGGUGGCCUUGUCCAGCGCCGAAGUUCGGAGAGGAUCAGUAUUACAAAAACAGGUUUUACAUUCCUCCUACAAGAGGCAAACGCCCAAGUAUGGACUUUGCUCUUGCAGUGGCUACACAGCGUCAACGAGGACAACACUAACAGGGCAGUCGACAUGUUGAGCUUCCUGUUUAUGCUUGGUACUCUUGAGCUUGGUCAAGCCUACGAUACAGGGGCACUCUCGGAAGAACGCCGCAAUAUGCUGCCUGAUUUGAACGACUUUGGUCUGGUAUAUAUCCCGCCCAGCAACCCAGAUCAAUACUUUCCUACUCGUCUCGCCACAACCCUUACAAGCGGAUCUUCGGCACUAAGGAGUGUCAGCUCCGGCGUUGCGGCCGCCACCGCUGAGGCGGGCGAGAACAAUACCAAGGGGGCCAUUAUUCUCGAGACCAAUUUCCGCAUCUAUGCAUACACAAGCACACCACUACAGAUAGCAAUCCUAGCACUUUUUGCCAACCUCAAGAUGCGCUUCGCAGGCAUGGUUACUGGACAGCUGAGUCGGCACUCGAUCAAGCGUGCAAUCUCCCACGGUAUCACAGCCGACCAAAUCAUCGAAUACCUGGCAUCACAUGCGCACGAGCAAAUGCACCGUAUUGCGGCGAUUCGCAACAAGCCAGUCCUUCCACCAACCGUCGUGGAUCAGAUCCGUUUGUGGCAGCUCGAGACGGAGCGCAUGCAGGUCCAGAGAGGCUACUUGUUCAAGGAUUUUGAGAGCCAGGCCGAGUUCAAGGCCAUCGCAGAUUACGCGGAUGAAGUAGGUGUUUUGAUAUGGCGCAGUGACGCCCGGCAGCUAUUCUUUGCUAGCAAAACGGCAGAGAUUGCCAACUUUAUCAAGUCGGAGAAGCACCGUAAGAAGCUUGCUGCCUAGAAGGCUGAAAGGAAGGCAAAUUUUGAAGCGUUGCGGAUACAACGAAAAAAGGAGGAGGACGCGAAGCGCAUCGCCACUUGGUCACGCUACGCAUGAGAAGUGGAAGAAUGAAGUCAUUACUACCAAUGGUUUCUUUGCUUGGUAAAGGCAGAUGUCAUGGUCAUCUUGUAUUCGUUGGGCGUUACGGGGAUUCAGACAUCCAUCGGCAGGGAGUUUUGGGUAACUACGUAAAUAAGUCAGACAAUAGGCAAACUGACAUGUUUUAUAUGCACCGAGCCUUAGCAAAAUCAAAUAUCUCGAGAUAUACGAGCGACUGGUUGGUUCUAGGAGGAGACCUUGUG
Molecule: messenger RNA, 2084 nt
Organism: Pyricularia oryzae 70-15
Lineage: Eukaryota; Fungi; Ascomycota; Sordariomycetes; Magnaporthales; Pyriculariaceae
Product: RNA polymerase II transcription factor B subunit 2
Exons: 1
Coding region: 271-1743 (490 amino acids)
Biological process (GO): nucleotide-excision repair
Cellular component (GO): transcription factor TFIIH core complex; transcription factor TFIIH holo complex
Molecular function (GO): double-stranded DNA binding; ATPase activator activity
Source: RefSeq, a predicted model, not a curated record